Molecule: messenger RNA, 1248 nt
Organism: Papaver somniferum (opium poppy)
Lineage: Eukaryota; Viridiplantae; Streptophyta; Magnoliopsida; Ranunculales; Papaveraceae
Product: putative ubiquitin-conjugating enzyme E2 38
Exons: 1
Coding region: 1-1248 (415 amino acids)
Molecular function (GO): ubiquitin conjugating enzyme activity
Source: RefSeq, a predicted model, not a curated record
AUGGAUAUUUUUGACGUGGAGAGUUUUGACGACAAUAUUUUUGACAAGAAGGAAGAAGAUCAAGGUAUUCAAAACAAGGGAGAUGAAGAUUUGCAAAAGAGAUUAAAAAGAGACGAAGAAGAAUAUUUGAAGCAUAAGAACAAAUUUAAUCAGUUUGCAGUUAUCUUCAACGAUGACCUCUUUGUGCAUGGCGAUGAGGUUAAUGCGAAACCCGGUGAAGAAGAUAUUCGUACAAAGAAGAUUAUGGAAGAUUGGAGAAUGCUAAAGGAGGGUCUUCCUGGUACGAUAUUCGUUAGGGCUUACAAAGGCUGUAAGGAUUUUAUACAAGCAGUGAUUGUUGGUGAACCAGGUACGCCUUUCCACGACGGCCUAUUUUUCUUCAAAAUAAUUUUUCCUGCGAGCUACCCAAACGAACCACCGGAUGUUACGUACCAUUCUCACGGUUUGCAAUUGCACCCUAAGUUGGGAUGGGAUGGGAAGGUUCGCUUAAGUCUUUUGAGAAAGAAAAAGUGGAAUGCUGACUUGUCGAAAUCUAACGUACUGAGAGUUUUGAUGUCGAUUCAAGAACGUAUACUGAAUUCGACGCCGUAUUUUGCUAAGCCUAACAAAAGGAUAUUACCUAGGUGGAUUUAUAAGAAACAAUCAGUGGCUUAUAAUCAAGGAACUUUUAGAUUGAAUUGCGAGACAAUGCUGGAAAUAAUGCAUAAUCCACCCAAGGAUUUUGAGUUCUUCGUGGCACAGCAUUUCCGGGACCGUACCCAUACCAUUCUACGUGCAUGUCUUGCAUAUAUCGACGGAGAAAAGGUUGGUGGUCCUAUCCAAGAUGAUGCUUCCUCUGUCUGCUCCACCAUAAGUGAUCAACAUGAUUCCUCUACCGUACCAGCUGACUAUGAUUCUUCGUCAUCAGAUGUUUCCUCUAUUGGCUCGACCAUAAUAUCGACACCUAAAUCGAAGAGAGAAAGAAAAGUAUCGUCAACUAAAGUGGUGGCAUCUAAAUCAUCGUUACCUUCCAAAGUCGUCACCUUAAAAUCGAAGAAGAAUGCUCGAGGUGCUACAGAUGAUCUAUUUGCGAGAUUCAAUCGAGCAUUACCUUUUAAAGGCGUCACUUCAAAUUCAUCGUCACCUUCUAAAGUUGUCACCUCAAAAUCGAAGAAUUUUCGAGGUGUCACGGAAGAUCUAUAUGCCAGAUUUUUUCAAGAAUUCAAAAUGAAUGGGUCUACUUUGGACUACUUCCUUGCUUCUUACUAG